This is a messenger RNA of Rhinolophus ferrumequinum (greater horseshoe bat), 3150 nucleotides long. RefSeq names its product B cell linker (gene BLNK). The record is from RefSeq and is a predicted model, not a curated record. The transcript has 17 exons. The coding region runs from base 219 to 1589 and encodes 456 amino acids. Gene Ontology annotation, biological process: intracellular signal transduction; cell surface receptor protein tyrosine kinase signaling pathway. Gene Ontology annotation, cellular component: cytoplasm. Lineage: Eukaryota; Metazoa; Chordata; Mammalia; Chiroptera; Rhinolophidae.
AUGAUUAUGUAGAAACAUGAAACUUGACUAUGUGCUCGAGCAAGUUUUACUUCUCCCUGGUGCCAGGGUGUUUGCCAGCAGCCUGCACUCUCGGAGAUCAGACUCCAGUGAUUGGGGAUCCUUGAGAUCAAAGGCUUACCAUGCUACCCCCUAGCAGGGCCAGGGACUGCUGACGUUACCACUGGACGGUUAUCUGUGGCUCAUUAUUACCAAAAAGAAUGGACAAGCUUAAUAAAUUAACUGUUCCUGCCAGUCAGAAGUUGAGGCAGCUUCAAAAGAUGGUCCAUGAUAUUAAGAACAAUGAAGGCGGAAUAAUGAACAAAAUCAAAAAGCUGAAAGUCAAAGCACCUCCAAGUGUUCCUCGAAGGGACUAUGCCUCCGAGAGCCCUGCUGAUGAAGAGGAACAGUGGUCAGAUGACUUUGACAGCGAUUAUGAAAACCCAGACGAGCACUCGGACUCAGAGAUGUACGUGCUGCCCGCCGAGGAGACGGGGGACGAUAGUUAUGAGCCACCACCCGUCGAGCAGGAGACGAGGACAGUUCACCCAGCCCUGCCCUUUGCCAGGGGCGAGUACGUAGACAAUCGAUCCAGCCAGAGGCAGUCUCCACCCUUCAGCAAGACCCUGCCCAGUAAGCCGAGCUGGCCUUCAGGUAAAGCGAGACUGGCCUCCACGCUGCCGGCCCCAACUUCUCUGCCGAAACCUCAAGUCCCACCCAAACCCAAAGAUCUUGAGGAUGAGGCUGAUUACGUGGUCCCUGUGGAAGAUGAAGAUGAAAACUACAUUCAUCCCACAGAAGGCAGUUCAUUCCCGUCUGAAAAAGCUCCCCUGGUAAACAGAUCAACCAAGCCAAACAACUCCUCCAAGCCAGCCCCUCCUCCAGUGACAGCUUCAGGUCGAAACAGUGGGGCCUGGGACUCUAAGUCAUCUUUACCUGCUGUGCCGUCCCCGCUGCCCAGGGCCGGGAAAAAGCCAGCUACAUCACUGAAGACAACUCCAUCUGCCUCUCAACAGAACGCCUCAAGUGUGUGUGAAGAAAAACCUAUACCUGCUGAGCGCCACCGAGGGUCUAGUCACAGACAAGAAAGUGUGCAGUCACCAGCGUUACCUCCUGCCCAGAAGCAAGGACAUCAAAAACCCGUACCUCUGCCAAGAUUUCCAGAAGGGGGAAGCCCUGCUGUGGAUGGCCCAUUACCCAGCUUUUCAUCUAAUUCCAAUUUGUCAGAACAGGAAGCUGACGUUCAUUGUAAGCCGUGGUACGCUGGUGCCUGCGAUCGAAAGUCUGCCGAAGAGGCAUUAUACAGAUCAAACAAGGAUGGAUCAUUUCUUAUUCGGAAAAGUUCUGGCCAUGAUUCCAAACAGCCAUACACAUUAGUUGUAUUUUUUAAUAAGCGAGUAUAUAAUAUCCCUGUGCGAUUUAUUGAAGCAACAAAACAGUAUGCUUUGGGCAGAAAGAAAAAUGGUGAAGAGUACUUUGGAAGUGUUGCUGAAAUUAUCAAGAAUCAUCAACAUAGUCCUCUGGUUCUUAUCGACAGUCAAAAUAACACAAAAGAUUCUACAAGACUGAAAUAUGCAGUUAAAGUUUCAUAAAUUAAAAAAAAAGGUGGUCAAGAUUGCUGCUUCAGACAUUUUUUUCUAUUUCUACUUUUAAGAAGAAGUCCCCAAGCUUCAUAUUUUGGAUUAUGAAUCAUCCUGUAAUAAAAUAGAAGAUGGAGGCAGCUAUUGGGGUGGUCAUCCACUUCUUGAUAAGAAGCUCACAUGACCUGAUGAACUGUUAAUAUCUGGUGAGGUUGAGUUAUCAUGCUAUUAAUAUUCUCCAAAUAAAUGUCUUUAUUUAAAAGAAACAGGUGUAAAGUAUUUUCAGUCAUGUAAGAAAACAACAUUCUAUUUUCAAAAUAAGCAAAUAAUAAUCUUGGAUAAAACAAAGCUGCUGGAAAUUUAGACCACUACAAUGGUCAUUGGUUCAAUAACGUAACUACGAUAUCUACUGACAAUGCUUGACAAUUAUGUCUUGGUUAAAAUUUUUAUUUGUAGAAAAUAAAAUAUAGAUAAUGUAUGAUAGUUGUAAGUACAGAUAAGGGGGAUAUAAUGGUUCCUUUUUGUGAGUGCUCCUAACUGUUGGAGAUGUAUAUAGAUAUGACCUUUCUAGAUGUUCUUAUCCAUGAUUAUGUUGUUAGCUUUGCUUAUUAAAAAUAAUUAUGCCCUCUUUGAUCUGCAUGUCUAGUAAAUGGACGCUAAACUUGAUAUAAGGUUCAAAGUAGGAUGAGAGCAAAACUAGACUAAAAGCCUAGGGAAACUUCCCACAGAACAAGGUCAGGAAAGUAGACAUUGAUGAACACUAAGGAUUAAAAGAGUGUUACGAGCAGCCAUCUCCAAGGUCUUAGAUCAUCCCAGAGAUGUAUUAUACUUUGUCAUAUCAAAGCUUUUUAUUCUACUUGUAUUUUAGACAGCACUGAAAUGAUAAAGCAGCUAAUUAAGAUAAAUCUAAUAAUUCAAUGAGGCAUGUACUCGAUCACUGAAUAAGAUAGCAAUCUGUGAAAGGAUUUUGAAAAGCUAGAAGGUAAUGGUUUCAGAGUAACUUACAGACUCACUUGUAAAGAUAACUGUAUUUGUAAAUGUCAUAUACUGUCAUGAUUACUAGCUAUGUGAUGAGUUGAAUUAUGUUCUCCAAAAAAAGAUACGUUGAAGUCCUGACCCCUAAUACAUCAGAGUGUGACCUUAUGGGGUCUUUACAGGUGUCGUCCAGUUAAGAUGAAGUUGUUAGGGUGGGCUCUAAUUCAAUAUGACUGAUGUCCUUAUAAAAACGGGGAAUUUGGACAGAGACACAGACAUACACAGAGGGAAGACUAAGUGAAGAGAUGCCCACGAAGAAUGCCACGUGAAGACAGAAUUGGAGUGAUGAAUGUACGAGCCUAAGAGUGCUGAAGAUACCAGUAUACCCCGAAACUAGGAAGAGGCAAGGAAGGAGUCCCCUAUAGGUUUCAGAGGAAACGUGGCCCUGCUGACACCAUGAUUUCAGAUCUGUAGCCUCUAGCACUGGGAGAUAACACAUUUCUGUUUUAUUAGUCACCCCUUUUGUAGUACUUUGUUAUGGUAACACUAGGAAACUAAUAUGUGCAUUUAAUCCAUAUACACUUUUGACAAUGAAAAC